UCAGUGGGCGUGCUCAUCGGUAUAUUCGAGCUUGGUGUCCUACCGAGCUAUCAAGGUGGAUUCUAUUGCAAUGAUCCAGCUCUUAGCUUUCCUUUCACCGGCGACACCGUCUCUUUCGUUGUUAUUAUGGUUACAGUGCUCCUUGCACCUGUUUUUGUAAUCCUCAUAACAGAACUAAUAUUCAGUGACUCAGCUCAUCCCCGAAGUCGUUUUUAUCAGGCAGGGAAAACCACUGGCUGGUUGUGCCGCAGUUAUGGCUAUGGGUUUGUCUUCAACUUGGUCAUUGUAGAGGUCAUGAAGGGUAUCACCGGGUCUCCGAGACCAACUUUCUUUUACAUUUGCGAACCGAGGAUUAAUGGCAGAUUUUGCAAUGGAACGGAUUUCGUACCAAACUUUGAGUGCACGAACAAACAGUUUUCUACAUGGUAUCAGACAGAUUCAUACCACAGUUUCCCCUCGGGACACACUUCUUUUGCCGUUUAUUGUGGAUUCUUCUGUGCGUGGUAUCUUCAAAAACGUGCAUUUAACUGGAGAAGCAGAACAAUCUUCUUAGUUCCACUACUACAGAUGGUCCUCCUAACGUACUCCGCUUACUGCUCGUUGAGCAGAAUCACGGAUCACCGACACCACUGGUGGGAUGUCGCUGUGGGGGCCUUUAUCGGCAUUAUCUGCGUCUUGUACACAGUGCUAGUGUUGUGCAAAAACUUUGCAUUCAACAAAUCCAAUGACAUCUCCAGUGAAGGUCCACAGACCAAAACAUUACUGUAUGACAGAAGCGAACUGACGUAGUCAUAAAAUAUUGAAUUUAAUAAAGUAAUAAGUGUAAUGUAUAGUAUAGGUGUAUAUUAUGUGAAAAUGACAUUUAAUUAUUUUUGAGAUAAAAUCUUAAAUUAGUUUCAUCCGAAUUUGGCAAAGCCAAAACUGUAUUUAUGACUCAAAUACUGUAACAUUAUCGCAGGCGUAAGGUAAAGAGUAAAUUAUGCGGCUGAUUUACGCGCGCUGAGAAAAUAAAAUAGCGAUUAUGAGGUGUUAUAUUUUCACGCGUUAAUACUUAAGACUGAACAAUACUUCCACUAUGUAAUAUCGUAUUGCAGAUCUUGUUGUAUGCGAUUUAGAAUUGAAUUUAUAUCAUUUGGUGAGCUCUUUACCGUGUAGGUAUUACACAUUGAGUAUUAUGUCUCUACAAUAUUGCAAAUUAAUACUUACAAUGAACAGUAUUUAACCAAUGGAAUAUCUGCUUGUAAGUAUAUAAUACUUAGGCAGGUGGGUCAAGUUUACCAAUAUUAAAUAUAUUUAUUAUACAGGGUUAUCUGUCAAAACUAUAUUACUAAUAUCAUAAAUGUCUUUUUUACAAAAUCUUUAAAAACGUCAACCGUGACGAUGGGACCUGUAAAAAGCUGACUCUUUACAGUAUAGCAGUGCAUAUUUGUUUUUUCACGUUUCCAGAAACGUUUGUUUGAAAAAACAAAUAUACACGAUUUAAAUCCGAAAAAAUAGUUUCGUCUCCUAUGCGUAACAAUCGCGAAA
This is a messenger RNA of Hyposmocoma kahamanoa, 1527 nucleotides long. RefSeq names its product putative phosphatidate phosphatase. Gene Ontology annotation, molecular function: phosphatidate phosphatase activity; sequence-specific DNA binding; DNA-binding transcription factor activity. Bases 127 to 789 code for a protein of 220 amino acids. The record is from RefSeq and is a predicted model, not a curated record. Gene Ontology annotation, biological process: phospholipid metabolic process; regulation of DNA-templated transcription; phospholipid dephosphorylation. The transcript is spliced from 5 exons. Lineage: Eukaryota; Metazoa; Arthropoda; Insecta; Lepidoptera; Cosmopterigidae.